AUGGCCGAAGAAGCUCACCGCCGCUAUGCUGAGAUUCUCCGCGAUGUUGAGCACAUGAUUGACGACCACAUCGCUCGCCAAGAUGAAGCAAAUAACCUCCCCUCAAAACUAAAGAUGUUGGUACCCAGCGCUGGCCCCUUCUUUACCCGCCUGCCUCUUGAAGCAGCCUUCAAACACAUGGAUGCCAAGCGCCUCAUCUCGUUCCGCCGCUACGUUUCGCCCUCGUUCAACGAUGUCCGUCUCAUCCUCAACUCGGCCCAGGCCAUGGCUGUCACAGCGGGUUCGCUACAGCUCGCCACCUUUGAUGGAGAUGUGACGCUCUACGACGACGGCGAGAGCUUGGAGCCCUCUAAUCCAGUCAUUCCCCGUCUCCUCGACCUCCUCCACAAAGACAUCAAAAUCGGCAUCGUGACAGCAGCGGGCUACACAACAGCAGACCGCUACUACGAGCGUCUCCACGGCCUCCUGGAUGCCAUCUCCGCCUCCAAAACCCUCACCCCGACCCAGAAGGAAUCCAUCGUCAUCAUGGGCGGCGAGGCAAACUACCUCUUCGAGUACGCGCCCGACUCCCCGCACCUCCUCGCGCGGGUCCCGCAGGAGCAGUGGCUGACGCCCGAGAUGGCGGCCUGGUCCGACGCCGACAUCUCGGCCCUCCUCGACGUCGCCGAGGCCGCCCUGCUCGACUGCGUCAAGACGCUCAACCUCCCGGCCACCCUCCUCCGCAAGGACCGCGCCGUCGGCAUCAUCCCCACCGACCCCACCAUCCGCAUCCCCCGCGAGUCCCUCGAGGAGACGGUCCUGGUCGUGCAGAAGAUCCUCGAGCUCUCGGCCCUCGGCAGCCCCGCCCAGGCCGCCGGCCACUCCCCCGAGCGCCGCGUCCCCUUCUGCGCCUUCAACGGCGGCCGCGACGUCUUCGUCGACAUCGGCGACAAGUCGUGGGGCGUCACCGUCUGCCAGCGCUGGUUCGCCGCCAAGGCCGGCCACCCGGACAGGCCCAUCGCCGGCGAGAGCACCCUGCACAUCGGCGACCAGUUCCUGAGCGCCGGCAGCAACGACUUCAAGGCGCGGUCCGUGGGUACGACGGCCUGGAUCGCGUCGCCGGCCGAGACGACGGAGCUGCUUGAUGAUCUGCUCGAGCGGGUGUGA
This is a messenger RNA of Colletotrichum karsti, 1146 nucleotides long. RefSeq lists its product as uncharacterized. The transcript is spliced from 3 exons. The coding region runs from base 1 to 1146 and encodes 381 amino acids. The record is from RefSeq and is a predicted model, not a curated record. NCBI's taxonomy places the organism in Eukaryota, Fungi, Ascomycota, Sordariomycetes, Glomerellales, Glomerellaceae. Gene Ontology annotation, biological process: nicotinic acid riboside biosynthetic process; nucleotide metabolic process; nicotinamide riboside biosynthetic process. Gene Ontology annotation, molecular function: magnesium ion binding.